CAUCAGCUGUGAACCCCGCACUGCAGACUCACCUCCCAGCAGACAUGAAGGCCGCCCUGGUACUCGUCUCGGCACUGGUCAUCAUUGUGGUCGCCGCUGCUGAAGAGAAGUACACCACCAAGUACGACAACGUCAACCUGGACGAGAUCCUCGCCAACGACCGCCUGCUCAACAAGUACGCCCAGUGCCUGCUGGAGAACGACGAAAACAACUGUACGGCCGACGGGAAGGAGCUCAAGAGUGUCAUCCCUGACGCCCUGAGCAACGAGUGCGCCAAGUGCAACGAGAAGCAGAAGGAGGGCACCAAGAAGGUGCUGAAGCACCUCAUCAACCACAAGCCCGACGUCUGGGCGCAGCUCAAGGCCAAGUACGACCCAGACGGCACCUACAGUAAGAAGUACGAGGACAGGGAGAAGGAACUACACCAGAGAGUGUGGGCAUCAGCUGUGAACCCCGCACUGCAGACUCACCUCCCAGCAGACAUGAAGGCCGCCCUGGUACUCGUCUCGGCACUGGCCGUCAUUGUGGUCGCCGCUGCGGAGGAGAAGUACACCACCAAGUACGACAACGUCAACCUGGACGAGAUCCUCGCCAACGACCGCCUGCUCAACAAGUACGCCCAGUGCCUGCUGGAGAACGACGAAAACAACUGUACGGCCGACGGGAAGGAGCUCAAGAGUGUCAUCCCCGACGCCCUGAGCAACGAGUGCGCCAAGUGCAACGAGAAGCAGAAGGAGGGCACCAAGAAGGUGCUGAAGCACCUCAUCAACCACAAGCCCGACAUCUGGGCGCAGCUCAAGGCCAAGUACGACCCCGACGGCACCUACAGUAAGAAGUACGAGGACAGGGAGAAGGAACUACACCAAUAAGCACUGUACUCUCGCGUUUCCACUGAAUAAAUGUUCCGUUAUAAUAAAAUAUAUCAUGUAACUA
This is a messenger RNA of Schistocerca piceifrons (Central American locust), 933 nucleotides long. RefSeq lists its product as uncharacterized. The transcript is spliced from 4 exons. Bases 45 to 869 code for a protein of 274 amino acids. The record is from RefSeq and is a predicted model, not a curated record. Lineage: Eukaryota; Metazoa; Arthropoda; Insecta; Orthoptera; Acrididae.